This is a messenger RNA of Microbotryum saponariae, 567 nucleotides long. The record is from the annotation of a GenBank genome assembly. NCBI's taxonomy places the organism in Eukaryota, Fungi, Basidiomycota, Microbotryomycetes, Microbotryales, Microbotryaceae.
AUGUGGCCAUUCUCCUCGUCCUCGUCCUCCUCAACAUCCACUGCAACCACCUCCACCUCCGCGCUCCCCGCCGGUGGUUCACCCUCCUCGAUCCCGGAUCGCUCAGCCCGUCAAGCCUGCUGGGAUCAUCGUGAUGGCUAUUUCGGAUGUUUAGAGAAGAACGCGGUGAUCGUUCCUGGAGCUGAAAAGGAAAAGGGACUUUGUCAAAGCGAGAGAGAGGGGUACGAAGCGCGGUGUGCGCAGAGUUGGGUAAGGUUCCCUGCGAUUGCGACUCGGAAGCCUUGGGGGAGGGGUUGCUGAUCGGGGUUUUUUCUUUUUUCUUUUCUUUUUCUUCCCCCUUUCUUCUUUUGACUGUUUGGUGAUACAGGUCGAUUAUUUCAAUAGUACGUUCAUGGCAGUCUUUUCUUGAGAUGACGUAGAGUACCGCGAUCACUGACUCGAUCAACUCGUACGGUUGUGCUCUUUACUUCUCCAGAACGAAGGAUCCUGCAACUCCGACAAGAUCGUAUGAACGCACAACAAGCCGAACAACUAAAGGCACAAGGUGGUACAGCGACAAGAGCAUGA